AUGAUCAGAAGCCAACGCAUCAAGCAACGCAUGGACGCCGAAGGCGACGCCAAACGGGUUUCCAAGUUGUGUACCGUCGGAGGAGCCAUGCCUGCUGCAACCACGGCAAUGUCUGAGUACUACCGGCAUGAUGGUGUUCGCAUCACGCACGACCCUUAUGCCCCGGGCAUGGCGGAGAAGUAUGGCCUGCCUGGGAAGACGGACAACGAGGGGUUUGACCCCUACGCGGACACCGUGGGUCCAGGCAUCUACGGCGGCAUCGUGAAGCGCGAUACCUCUGGGCAGGUUUUGAUCGGCAGGCAGUAUCAGAACCACAACCCACGACCCGGACCCAUCUAUGCCGGCGGGGGCUACACUCCCAUCAACGAGGCGCUGCGGAAGGGCACGGCGGCCCUGAAGCCGCUGCUGGACAAGUACCCAGACCUGGCGAAUGACAUCUCAACUGGCGGUGCCACGCCGUUGCACAUGUGCGGCAUGGGUCGGGACAACCAGCAUGCCACGGAGUACCUGAUUAAGCGCGGUGCCAAGGUGGAGGCCCUGGACACCUACGGCAUGACGCCGCUGCACCGCAUGGCUUCCAACAACCUGCCAGUUGGCGCCCGCACGCUGCUGGAGGCCAAGGCAGACCCUUCCAACCGGGGCCAGGCUCGAGCUACGCCGAUGGAGAUUGCCCAGGACUCACGAGCAAGGGAGGUCAUGGCAGUCAUUGCCGAGUACUCCAGCAAACCUCGACCUUCGCUAGCCCAACUGCGUGUCUCGAACUCUGGCGUGGAGAGUGUGAAUGCCAUGUACACAGAGAGGGAUCCGAAGGUGAUCCCGGUAGGUUUCAGCCUCACCUGCAGCGAGCAGCGCUGGGACUCGGAGAAGAUGCAGAGAAUGGUGCCUACAUUUACUGGAACCAGGGUGAUGGUCAGUGGUGGAUCGACGCACCCGAUGGCAAAGGAGUGUACAUCACCAAGGCUCCGAACACCGCUGUGCCCGGCGACGGCUGGCGGCCUCUGGGCGUAG
Molecule: messenger RNA, 1008 nt
Organism: Effrenium voratum
Lineage: Eukaryota; Dinophyceae; Suessiales; Symbiodiniaceae
Source: the annotation of a GenBank genome assembly